Messenger RNA from Mytilus californianus (California mussel), 4139 nucleotides. RefSeq names its product transcription cofactor vestigial-like protein 4. The transcript has 5 exons. The coding region runs from base 192 to 1472 and encodes 426 amino acids. Gene Ontology annotation, molecular function: transcription coactivator binding. Gene Ontology annotation, biological process: negative regulation of DNA-templated transcription. Lineage: Eukaryota; Metazoa; Mollusca; Bivalvia; Mytilida; Mytilidae. The record is from RefSeq and is a predicted model, not a curated record.
GUAUGUAUACAUUAGAUAUAGUGGCCCAUUUAUAUUGUCUGUUUCUUACCUGGCCAAGUGCAAUUCACCUGAGCGAGAUGAAUCAUACUGGCUAACACUCAAAUAACGAUUUUAAAGCUUUAAUUUAGGAAAGAUAUCUGUCAUUGAGGAAAAAACUGGCUGCACAUAGAAAUGUUGAAUGUGAACAAUUUAUGAAAUUUGGAUCUAACAAUACAAUGUCCGUACUGGGAGAAUCACACUUUGGAUAUAGUGAAUUUAGAACUGGAUUUUUUUCCUCUGGUAUACCUUCUGGUGGUAGUAGCCUACCAUUUGGGUCAGGGCUAGGGUAUACUAGUUUAGCGGGACCACCAGUCCCGUCUGUGCCACUAUGGAGGCCUACUCCUUCAUUACCUAUACCACAGUACUGUAUGGACAUAAGAUGUCCCUGUAAUUUAUCAAGGAGUUUUGGGACUAAUGUUUUGGACUAUGUGCCAUCAUUUUUGCCUCCAUGGUAUUUAAAGCUAGCAGGUGACCAUUUAUUAUACAAAGGACAGACCUCCUUACAUGAUUCACAGGAAUCACCUAGUAAAGAACUUCCAACAAAGAUUCAGAAACAGGAAAGAUUGAAGGACAGACAGGGAUUGCCACAGACACUUAACUUUGAUAAGGAACGGGAGUCCAAGUUUUUAUCAAAGAGUCGAUGUACAGGAACACAGACACAAAUUUCAAAUGUGGACCCAGAGUUACCAUUAUAUUUAAAUGGAUCAAGAUCAGACCAACUGACAGUUGACCAGUAUGCUGCUGCUCACCAAGCUAUGCUUAUACAAGCCAAUCAGUUGAUGCGAGAACGAGGCUCACCUCCAAGAUAUUCAAGCUUAGAUUCUCAUGACACUCCAUUAAACUUAUCAUUAUCAAAUUCAACUUUAGCAUCACAGAAUUCCUCAUAUUCCACACAUGUUCCAAGACCAUCUGUUAUUACAUGUGCACCAACAGUAGUAGAUAGAGGGCAGCAAAGUCUGUCUCCAUCGAUUUCACCUCAGUCUCUUCCAAGUCCCAGUAGGAGGGAAGUUAGAACAGAAUUAUGUGAUCCUGCCAUAGAAGAACAUUUUAGAAGGUCAUUGGGACGGGACUACUCAGACUUCGUAUCUUCAAAAUCUUCUCCAAAGACACCAAGUUUGCCAUCCCCAUCUGGUCCUCCCCCACAGCUUCCUUCUCCUCCUGUAGAGAAUAAAACACAGAUAGCUACAAAUGUUUCAAUAACAGGUUCUGUGGAUGACCAUUUUGCUAAAUCCCUUGGAAACAGUACAUGGACUGCACUGAAAGCCAAAAAAGAUCCAGUAAAUGAACUUUUCACAGGCUCAGUGGAUGACCACUUUGCCAAAGCUCUAGGAGGAGAUACUUGGUUAAGAAUUAAAGCUGAAAAAGAAAAUGGACAUUGUACAAGCUUGUCACAGCAAAGACAUGACUCUUCCCUACUGUCUACUCAACAUUAAUAUUGUUUUAUGUGUUCACUCAAGUGUGGAUGACCAUGAAAAUAUGUCACUGCCAUACAGUUAUGAAAUGUUAUGUUUGCUACGUUUCUGAUCUCAAAGCUCAUGACACAAUUUGGAAUAUAAAUUGAGAUGCAAAUUUGUAAUGUUAUUUUCUCAGUGUAAAUUAUUUGCUCAUAGUUUCAGAUUGGAAUUAAAACAAUUUAGACAGUCAUUAAAUUUAUUUUGGGUUAAUCUCAAAGAUCAUUUUUUUUUUAUUAGAAUAAUAUUUUCUUGCCAACAAAAAGUAAAAUAGUUUUUUUUUUUUUUUUUAUAUAUUUAUAGUACAUUGUAUAUAUAUAAUGAGGGUAGUUUGAAUAAACCUAUCACUUAUCAACUGCAUGUUAUCUGGCAUUUAAAAUUUAAAAGAAAAAACAUUCACUACUUGAAGAUAAUUUUUUUAGCAUUUUGGAUCUCAAUUUUUUCAUGAAUGAAUUUCUUACAUUCAUUGACAAAUUUAAAUUACAGUUUGUUUUUUUUUACAGGCCAUAAACACGUCAUAAAAAAUCUUUGACAUUGAAAAAUUGACUUGUAAAAAGACAUUAUGUAUUAAAACUAGUGUUUGAUGUUCUUAAUGCAAAUUUAACUAAACAAGAUUCUUAUAGCAGAAUGUAUUAAUUACAUGAAUGAAAACAUUGAUGUUGCUCAGAUGAUCCAAAUUGACAUGACAACAAAACAAGUUGGGUGGAGGAGUUGGUGUUGAUAUGUUGUCUUAUAAUUAAUUCUUUUAUUGUGUAAACUUUAUGGUAUAAGUUUUGUCUUGCUGAGCUUACAAUUGUUAGGUAAGCAAGUAAAACACAAUUGUUUUCCUGUGUUUUAUGUAAAUUGCUCAAGGUCAUUUAAAUGUCAAGGUCAAAUUUAAAGUUUAUUUACAAAAAUGAAAUCCAUAGCCUCCAUGUGAUUGCGGUUUUAAAUCUUCUGAAAAAUGAAUUUUGGAUAAACUUUAAACUUUUGACAUAAACAUCAGAAAUAAUUUAUCAGCAAAUUGAGGAACUGAAUUGACUUGUUUAUAAAUCUGUCAAUAUAUGGUACACAAUUUUUCAUUUGACCUUUUAAAGAUUGUCAUAUUUAUUUCAACAUUACCUAGAGCUACUUGUUCCCACAGUGCAGUGUAUAAAAACAAUAUUAGUGUCAGGUGGAAAGAUUCUGGUUGUGCUAUGAGAAUGAACUAACAAUAGAAAACAUUCCUGAUUUGCAGGUUUUAUUGUUUGUUAUCCUGAGGUGGAGAAGGAAAUAAAAUGUUGAGCAGCAUAUUGUGUGAAAAUGUUAUAGUGAAUGGAUGGAAAAAGUGGACAUUUUUGUGCAAAUUUUCUUUUUUUUUAAUGCGGGUUUUGAAAUGGCAAUGUUUCUUGUCAUAUGCUUGUCUUGUAUAUUGUGAAGUGUGUUGUUUUUAAGACUAUAGAAAUGGUCAUUAUAUGUUUCAUUGUUUGAAGUGUCAUUCUGAAAUAUCUUUGGGAAAAGUAUUGUGUAAAUGUAUAUAAAAAUAUAUAUAUAUUGGUAUUUUCUAAACAUUUGCAAAAACUUUUGUUUUUAUCAUCAACUGAGUUAAAGUUAUAUGAUUACCCAUUCUUUAUCGUGACAUUGUCUCACAUUUGUUUUACAUUCUUGAGCUUAACAUGAUAUCAGUUUUUUUCAUAUUGAUGCUUGUGGUUAAAGAUGUACAUUUCAUUCAUUGUAAAUAAUUUAUGUCAGACAUUUGAACAAGUUUUUUUCAUUGUUAUGUUGUAAAGAGUUAUAUUAAAAGUAAGUGAUAAUACAAAUAAUGCUAAUUCCUUUUUUCUUUAUUGGCCUUUGUGUAUAUAACUGACCUUAAAACAUCUCAAUGAUAUGAUUUAUACCUAUUUAUAUUUUUUAAUUGAUAAAUUUAGAUAAACAGAUUUACUGUAAAAUGAAAUAGAGUUUAAAAAAAUUAAUGCAAAGCUGACAGAUUUCUUUAGAUGUUUCUAAAAACUAAAAAUCCAGAUUCUUUCAGCAUGGCCAGAAAAUAAAUCUUUGAAUAAGAGCUAUGUGAACUGUAAAUCAUCAGAGAAUCCAGAUUCUUUCAGCAUGGCCAGAGAACAAAUUUUUGAAUAAGAGCUAUUUGAACUGUAAAUCAUCAGAGAAUGCAGAUUCAUGUAGCAUGGCCAGAGAACAAAUCUUUGAAUUAGAGCUGUGUGAACUGUAAAUCAUCUAGAGAAUCCAGAUUCUUGUAGCAUGGCCAGAGAACAAAUCUCUGAAUUAGAGCUGUGUGAACUGUAAAUCAUCAGAGAAUCCAGAUUCUUGUAGCAUGGCCAGAGAACAAAUCUUUGAAUUAGAGCUGUGUGAACUGUAAAUCAUCAGAGAAUCCAGAUUCUUGUAGCAUGGCCAGAGAACAAAUCUUUGAAUUAGAGCUGUGUGAACUGUAAAUCAUCAGAGAAUCCAGAUUCUUGUAGCAUGGCCAGAGAACAAAUCUUUGAAUAAGAGCUGUGUGAACUGUAAAUCAUCAGAGAAUCCAGAUUCUUUCAGCAUGGCUAGAGAACAAAGCUUUGAAUAAGAGCUUCGUGAACUGUAAAUCAUUAGAGAAAGCAACUUACAAUUUUAUUAACUUACCAAUUAGUAUGUCACUUGUAAUAAACCUUUCAUUAUAAUUUCAAUUAAAUGAAAUUACCAUUA